UACCGGAAGUUAAUUGCUAGCAAGACUGUGUUUUCGUUUGACGAAACGUGGCAUCAAAGUAUGUACUGUUGGCACUUCUCUCAAAUGUAUUUUCCAGCUCGAAUGGAAUAAUUGUUUCGUUUUGGGUGACACGAGUAUCGUUGUACAAAAAGCAUGAAGUGGCAUAUCAUAUUUGCAGCAUUUGCUGCUUUUCUUCUUGUGACAUAUGCAGAAGAAGAAGAAGAAGCUGCAAGAUUAUUAGUAUCUAAACAAUUACUUAAUAAAUAUCUUGUAGAAAAUAUGGACAUCGUAAUCAAAUAUACAGUUUAUAAUGUUGGUAAUGCGGCUGCAUUAGAAGUUGAAAUCACAGAUAAUUCUUUCCAUCCUGAUCAUUUUACUCAUGUUAGUGGAGAAUUAAAUGCAAGAAUAGAUCGUGUUCCUCCUUACACAAAUGUCAGUCAUAUAGUUGUUGUAAGACCACGUAAAUUUGGAUAUUUUAAUUUUACAUCUGCAGAAGUUUUAUAUAGACAUAAAGAAGAUGCUGGUAGUUUACAAUUUGCUGCAAGUAGUGAACCUGGUGAAGCAAUAAUUGUAUCAUUUAGAGAUUACGAUAAACAAUUUUCUUCGCAUGUGAUUGACUGGGCUGCAUUUGCUGUUAUGACAUUACCUUCAUUAGCUAUUCCAUUUGCAUUAUGGUAUUCUAGUAAAAGUAAAUAUGAAAAAUUACUCAAAACUACAAAAAAACAUUAAUCAUAUAUUUAUUCUAAAUUGUACAAGAGAUUUUUUCUAUAUGUGUAUAAAAAAUUUGACUGUCCCCCUUUCUGUACAUCUAAUUUUAUAAUAAAUAUUAUUUAUAAA
Molecule: messenger RNA, 837 nt
Organism: Frieseomelitta varia
Lineage: Eukaryota; Metazoa; Arthropoda; Insecta; Hymenoptera; Apidae
Gene: SsRbeta
Product: translocon-associated protein subunit beta
Exons: 4
Coding region: 154-729 (191 amino acids)
Cellular component (GO): membrane; endoplasmic reticulum
Source: RefSeq, a predicted model, not a curated record